Culex pipiens pallens (northern house mosquito) is the source of this 2967-nucleotide messenger RNA. Its product is annotated as cytochrome P450 4d1. Gene Ontology annotation, molecular function: monooxygenase activity; oxidoreductase activity, acting on paired donors, with incorporation or reduction of molecular oxygen; iron ion binding. The record is from RefSeq and is a predicted model, not a curated record. NCBI's taxonomy places the organism in Eukaryota, Metazoa, Arthropoda, Insecta, Diptera, Culicidae. The transcript has 9 exons. Bases 95 to 2920 code for a protein of 941 amino acids.
UAUUUAGCCUGAUACGUAGCAGCAUUUCCAGCGAAGAGAAUUUCUCGAAUAGGGCCUCAGUUCCCCGCAGAAUCUUUGCGGAGAAGACGUAGCAAUGGCUCUCUUGCUAGUUUUAAUUUCGGUGGCUAUCGCUGUGACGAUUGUUGUGUACCAAAAAUUUGCCAAUCUAGUUCAAUAUGGGUCAAAAAUUGCCGGUCCUAAGGCGUAUCCAGUGGUGGGCAACGCGAUACGAUUUUUGAGUCUAACGCCAGCAGGAUUCCUGGAGGAACUUCACGCGCUCAGCAAGGAGUGGGGGAAGUGCUUCCGGAUCUGGUUGGGAGUUGAUUUGUUGAUUUUCCUGAUGGAUGCGAGAAAGGUGGAGACGAUUUUGAGCAGUCAGAAGUUUUUGGACAAGUCGAUCGAGUACGACUUCAUUCGGCCGUGGCUGGGGGACGGACUGCUUACGAGUAGCGGCCGGAAGUGGCACUCCAGGCGGAAGAUCAUUACUCCGACGUUUCACUUUAAGAUUCUGGAGGAGUUUGUAGAGAUUUUUGACCAGCAAAGUACGGUGUUUGUGGAUCAGAUUAAGCCGAUGGCCGCCAGUGGAGAGCCGUUCGAUGUGUAUCCUCGGGUGACUCUUAUGGCGCUGGAUGUGAUCUGUGAAUCCGCUAUGGGAACGAAGGUCAACGCGCAGCUCAACGCCGAUUCGGAUUACGUCAGGGCAGUUAAAGCAAUGACAAACAUAGUGAUUGUGCGAGCAUUUCAAAUAUUGGCGAGACUCGAUUUCACCUUCAAAUACACGCCGUAUGCCAAGAUUCAGAAACAGGCACUAGCAGUUCUUCACGGAUACACCGACAAUGUGAUCCAAAGUCGUCGAAAGGAGCUAUCGAAAACUAAUAGCCAGAAAGACUUUUCUGAGAACGACGUUGGCCAACGGAAGAAGGUCGCCUUUUUGGACAUGUUGCUACAGGCCACCACCGAUGGUCAACCUCUAACCGACCUGGAGAUUCGUGAGGAGGUCGAUACGUUCAUGUUUGAGGGACACGAUACGACCACGUCCGCCAUGAGCUUCUUGCUGGGAAAACUGGCGAAACAUCCGGAAGUUCAGAAUAAAGUGUACGACGAGGUGCGCAACGUGUUUGGAGACGAUCCGAGCAAACCGGCAACACUGGCCAUGUUGAACGAGCUCAACUACCUGGACCUGGUGAUCAAGGAAACGCUUCGUCUGUACCCGUCGGUUCCGAUGUUUGGCCGGAAGAUGAUGGAGAAUCAUGAUAUCGAUGGAACGAUCUUCCCGGCCGGUUCGAACGUAAUCAUCAUGCCGUACAUCAUGGGUCGUGAUCCGGACUACUUUGAGGAUCCGCUGGAGUUCCGGCCGGAGCGUUUUGCGGUGGAAACCUCCGCCGAGAAGAGCAACCCUUAUCGAUACGUUCCGUUCAGCGCUGGGCCGAGGAACUGCAUCGGACAAAAGUUCGCCGUGGCCGAGAUCAAGAGCCUGUUCAGCAAGACGCUGCGUCAUUACGAAAUUCUUCCGGAUUUUUGUGAGGAACCGGAAAAGCUUUAUUCAGAGGCGACUUUGAAGAAUGAGAAAGGAGUCAUGUUAAGAUUGAAAAAGCGUUCGUCAGCAUACCCGGUCGUGGGCAAUGCAGCUAGAUUUUUCAGCAUGACGCCAGCUGUCUUCUUUUUUCCACAGACGGUUUUGGGCAGCCAAAAGUACCUGGACAAGUCGACCGAGUAUGACUUCAUUCGCCCCUGGCUGGGCGACGGACUCCUCACGAGCAGUGGCCGGAAGUGGCACUCGCGGCGGAAGAUCAUUACACCGACGUUUCACUUUAAGAUCCUGGAGCAGUUUGUGGAAAUCUUUGACCAGCAAAGUACGGUGUUUGUGGACCAGCUGAAGCCGAUGGCCGCCAGUGGAGAACCGUUCGAUGUGUAUCCUCGGGUGACCCUUUGCGCCCUGGAUGUGAUCUGUGAGUCCGCCAUGGGAACGAAGGUCAAUGCACAGCUCAACGCAGAUUCGGAAUACGUCAGGGCAGUUAAAGCAAUGUCCAACGUUGCAUUUCAACGAACCUACAAAAUACUUGCAAGACUUGAACUAACCUUCAAGUACACAUCUUACGCUCAGAUUCAAGAAAAGGCACUAGCAGUUCUUCACGGAUACACCGACAGUGUGGUCAAAAAUCGUAGAAAGGAGCUUACGAAAAGUAAUGGCGAUCACAAUCAAAAUGACGUCAACGACGUCGGCCAACGGAAGAAGGUCGCCUUUUUGGACAUGUUGCUGCAGGCCACCACCACUGAUGGUAAACCUCUAACCGACCUGGAGAUUCGCGAGGAAGUCGAUACGUUCAUGUUCGAGGGACACGACACGACCACGUCCGCCAUGAGUUUCUUGCUUGGAGUGCUGGCGAAACAUCCGGAAGUUCAGAAGAAAGCGUACGACGAGGUGCGCAACGUGUUUGGAGACGACCCGAGCAAACCGGCAACACUGGCCAUGUUGAACGAGCUCAACUACCUGGAUAUGGUUAUCAAGGAAACGCUUCGGCUGUACCCGUCGGUUCCGAUCUUUGGCCGAAAAAUGCUGGAGAAUCACGACAUCGAUGGAACGAUCUUCCCGGCCGGAUCGAACGUGAUCAUCAUGCCAUACAUCAUGGGUCGUGACCCGGACUACUUUGAUGACCCGCUCGAGUUCCGACCGGAGCGUUUCGCGGUGGAAACCUCCGCUGAGAAGAGCAACCCCUAUCGGUACGUUCCGUUCAGCGCUGGGCCGAGGAACUGCAUCGGACAGAAGUUCGCCGUGGCCGAGAUCAAGAGCCUGGUCAGCAAGACGCUGCGUCAUUACGAGAUUCUUCCGGAUACGUUGGCUCCGCCGGAAAAGUUGCUGGUGGAGUUGAUUUUACGAGCUGAGAAUGGAGUUACGUUGCGGUUGAAGAAACGAAAUUGAUAUUUUUUUCGAAUAAAUAUGGUUUAGAAAACCGCACUCAGACUGUA